Messenger RNA from Drosophila obscura, 942 nucleotides. Its product is annotated as pseudouridine-5'-phosphatase. The record is from RefSeq and is a predicted model, not a curated record. The transcript has 2 exons. Lineage: Eukaryota; Metazoa; Arthropoda; Insecta; Diptera; Drosophilidae. Gene Ontology annotation, molecular function: phosphatase activity. The coding region runs from base 124 to 846 and encodes 240 amino acids.
UUUGAUCGGCAAAAGGUAAUCUUUUCCCUAGCCUUCAAAAUUUAAUUUUCAAACUAAAUCUCCAAGUCUCAGCCUUGGCAGCAGCAUGUCGUAGUGGCUGGCAGAGGAGGAGGAGGCCCCAUCAUGACUGCAAAGUCCGGCUACAAGCCCGUCACGCACAUCAUCUUCGACAGUGAUGGCACCGUCAUGGACACCGAAAAUAUCUACACAGAUGCCAUCAAUGAGAUUGUCGUGCCGUUCGGCAAGACCUACACCUAUGAGAUGAAGCUGCGGUACAUGGGCAUGCCGGCAAUGCAGUCCGCUCAACAGCUGGUCACGGAGCUGCAGCUGCCACUGACCCCCCUCGAGUACCUCAAGAUAUUCGAUGCUGUGGUCUUUAGGCGCAUCCAGAAUGUGCAGCUGAUGCCGGGUGUCAGGGAUUUGAUCCUGCACCUGCACGAUCAUCGCAUCCCCAUGGCCAUUGCCACCAGCUCGGUGCGGGCCGCCUUCAAUACCAAGUCGGCGCCGCACAGGAAUCUGCUGCCGGCGCUGCAUCACGUUGUCUGUGGCAAUGAUCCGGAGCUGGGGCUGGGCAGGGGCAAGCCACUGCCGGACAUCUUCUUGCUGGCCGCCUCCCGUUUCCACCCGCCGCCCGAGCCCAGCAAGUGUCUGGUGUUCGAGGACUCGCCCAACGGCCUGCAGGCGGGCAUUGCGGCUGGCAUGCAGGUGGUGCUGAUACCCGAUCCCCGAGUGCCCGCGGCAAUGCGGAGUGGCGCCACUCAGGUGCUCGACUCGAUGGCGGAGUUUCAGCCUCAACUAUUCGGUCUGCCCCACUACGACACCUGUUCAAAGUUUGAAUUUGGAUAGGCAGCUCCCUAUCCGUUUUCAUCCAUCAAAAUUCAACAUAAAUUUCAGUAGAAUUAAUAUAAUAAAAAUUGCACGCGUAGAAACCCAAAAAAAAAA